This is a messenger RNA of Acanthosepion pharaonis, 546 nucleotides long. Lineage: Eukaryota; Metazoa; Mollusca; Cephalopoda; Sepiida; Sepiidae. The record is from the annotation of a GenBank genome assembly.
AUGGGACUUAACCAGAUACGGACAACCGUAAGAGGAUCUGUCAAAUGCAGAUUUCAACUCGUUGAGGUGAACGAGAGACGCGGUUGUGGUAAAUAUGUUCGUUCGCUGCGACAUUUCAUGUCAAUGGCGAAAGCAAGACGCUUCUUCUUUAUUUAUAUGCCACGUCACUUCUUUAUUCAUUGUCACUGGGUAAAUUCGCUCUCCCUUUCUUUCUCACCCUAUCUAUCUAUCUAUCUAUCUCCCUUUCUCUGUCUCUCUAUCUCUCUCUUCUCUCCCUCACACUAUCUCACUCUCUCUGGGGGUAAAGUCUUUCCCUCCCUCUGUCUGUCUGUCUGUCUCUCUCUUUCUGUCUUUGUCUAUCUGUCUCUCCCUCUCUAUUUCUCUCUGAUUGAAAUCAACCUCUCUUCUUCUCUUAAUUUCUUUCUCUCUCACCCCUCUCUCUCUCUCUCUCUCUCUCUCUCUCUCUCUCUCUCUCUCUGUAAAAAUAAUUAUCUCUAUAUCUCCCUGUGGGUGAAGAGAUUUCGUAACGAUGAAGCCAAUUUUUAG